AUGACUCCAGUUACCAUCACUGUCAGUGGCUCUUCCACUGCUUAUCAUCAGCCUGAACGAGCCGUUCUCUCCUUCUUGAUCAAACACUCGGCCGAAUCAGAAGAAACCGUCCUGGAGAAUAGUAAUAUUACCACGACCCUUAUAACGGGCACCCUCAAAGAUCUUUCCAGAGAGCAGAACUAUGGCUCUGAGAUUGAGCCGGCCUCGGUGACAAUGUUCAGUGUCGGAUCCAUACGAAUCUGGUGGGAUAUGGCCGGCGACCCUCGGCGUCUCGCGAAAGCCAAACAGAGUACAAACCAGCAAGUCUACCACGCCCAGGUGAAAUUCGAGGUGUGCUUUAAGGACUUCAAAGCCUUGAACAACAUGUUAUCUUCGUUCAGCAUAGAUCCAAGUGUCGAAAUCUUGCGUGUGGAAUGGCGACUGGCGGAGGAGACACGGCGUGUUAUGGGAUCCAAGGUCAGAAGGUUGGCUAUGGAGGACGCAAUCCGUAAAGCAGAUGAUUAUGCCAGUGCCAUUGGACGCAAAGUCACAGCGUUUGAUAUCGCAGACCCAGAGUGCCCUGAUGAUCGAGCGUACGUGGCUGCAGCCCGAAUGAUGUCCCGUGGAGAUGGGCACGACCGUCUAGUACUCGAUUUGCAACCGAAGACAAUUGAGUUCAAUGCUGCCGUCAAAGCAGUCUUCAAGAGCGAGUGA
Aspergillus clavatus NRRL 1 is the source of this 693-nucleotide messenger RNA. RefSeq names its product SIMPL domain-containing protein. The transcript has a single exon. NCBI's taxonomy places the organism in Eukaryota, Fungi, Ascomycota, Eurotiomycetes, Eurotiales, Aspergillaceae. Gene Ontology annotation, biological process: DNA damage response. Gene Ontology annotation, cellular component: external side of plasma membrane. The coding region runs from base 1 to 693 and encodes 230 amino acids. The record is from RefSeq and is a predicted model, not a curated record.